CAUUCUCACCGCGGGUGAUUCCCCCUCUCCAUUUCGUCACCUUCCCGACCCUGGUCUCCUCUGCCCUACUCCUUUUCUAGCCCUAAUCCCCACGGAACGGAUUCAGACCCGCCUGAUUCUCCACCAAGCUGGCGUAGGCUCCUCCCCGCUGGGGCAGGGCCGUGCACCCUCCCGCCCGUGCGCGCCUCCGCCGCCGACGUCUCCGCGUGCUACGCACCAUCCCGCCUCCGCCGCGACUCGGCUCCGUCUCCCCACGUCCACGCCUCAGCGCUCCAGGUAUCGAGCCUCUGAAACCCGUCUAAACCCCUUUUUUUGGGUUUGACUGACAGCGGAGCAACCGCUGGCACGGCGUAGCAUCCACGCAGCCGCGGUGGCGUAGCAUCGACGCGCGGCGAGUUCGCUCCCCUCCCCUCCCCUCCCCCUGGCCGCCUACAAAACUCGCUCGAAUCUUGAGCCCGCCGACCCUCUCUCUCCCCCACCUCCGUCUUCUCCCAGGCUCCAGAACCUCGUUUUGCCGUCUAAGUCGCAGGACUCGCCAGCGAAGAUGGCCGGUGAGAGCAGCACCAGGCGGCCCCUCUUCGGCGGCGCCAUCUCCACCGCCUUCCCCGUCCGGUUCCAGGAUGUGAGCAACAUUCGCGAGGUCCCCGACCACCAGGAAGUUCUCGUUGAUCCCGCCCGUGACGAGAGCCUCAUCUUCGAGCUGCUCGACCUCAAGGGCGAGGUGGAGGACGGCGGCAGCGCGCUCUGGUUCCUGCGCGACGUCGCCAACGAGCAAGAUGCGGCGGAUAACUUGGUGGUCGAGCACUCUGGUACAAUCGAGCUAGCUGGUCUGCGAUCUGGGGAAGCACCUGCAGUGGCUGGAACUGCAAUUGGCAAGCUGGCUGUUUCAAAAGGGAGGCAAGGCAGAGAAGCACAGAACAUUGUUCGACUUUACUUGGCAAACAUACGUCUCAAGAAUGCAGCAACUGAUGUAGUUAUCACCGCAUAUGAGCCGCUGUUGAUAAAUCCUUUGAGUGAAAGUGCUCAGGCCAUUGCAGCUGGACCAGCAGUGCCCGCGGAACAGGCAGGAUGCUUGCCAAUGUCCGAGGUCUUCAGACUCGCAGUCAUGAACUUCGAUGUCCAUGAUUGGAACCUUUUCAAUGGCAGCGGUUGAAGUAGAGAGGGUAUGACAUCUCAAUGCUAGAGUGGUUCUAAAAAAAGUGUUCUGCAAGAGUGUUUGGGGAAUGUACUUUCCUUGAGAGAAACUGGUAUCUGAAUUGUCCUUAAGAGUAGCUUUUUUUUGUUGCUGAAAAUGCUAUCACUUGGCAUAUGUAGUGUCAUCCAAAGAACCCUGGUCGAAGUUCAAUAUAUCAUGUUAGCUUCUAGAAA
Molecule: messenger RNA, 1368 nt
Organism: Aegilops tauschii subsp. strangulata
Lineage: Eukaryota; Viridiplantae; Streptophyta; Magnoliopsida; Poales; Poaceae
Source: RefSeq, a predicted model, not a curated record